Messenger RNA from Tetrahymena thermophila SB210, 8769 nucleotides. Its product is annotated as transmembrane protein, putative. NCBI's taxonomy places the organism in Eukaryota, Ciliophora, Oligohymenophorea, Hymenostomatida, Tetrahymenidae. The transcript has 12 exons. The record is from RefSeq and is a predicted model, not a curated record.
AUGUCCUAAAAUAACACUUAAAACACAGGAACUUUUAUCCAAAGUUUUUAUAAAGGAAACGAUUGGAAUUUUAUAAUGGCAUAAACCGGUAGUUAUGAAAUAGACCUCUUGUUUUACUCGAACUUAACCUAUUUUAAAAUAGAUACAAGCCCAACGAAUUAAAUUCAGCUAUUUUAAAUACAAUAAUACAGCAAUCAAACUUCAUUUUAGUCUUUUUGUUUGAAUUUUACUAGCUAAUCAAUUACUUUUUACUAGGUUUCUCCUUACUAAAAGGUGCCUGCUUACAGUUCAUCUAUCAUCGAUCCAACAACAAAGCUAAUUUAACUAAAUCCUCUGUAUUAUUGGAUUCUGUAUACUUCAACGCAGGUUAACCUUCUGUACUUUAACCAAAAUUUUAAUACUAUUACUGAGUUACAAUUAAUUGUUAUUGUUACAAGAAAUAAUACAUAAAGUAGUCUAUCGUUCAAUUUAUACAGCUUUGAACAAUCAACCAGCCAAAUAUUACCUUCUUAGCCAAACUUCAAUAACCAGAUAAGCAAUAUUAAUUAAGUUUAUGCUAUUAACAGCUUGUUAAUUAUAUGUACUACAAAUAAUAUAGGAUACUAUUAAUUUUCUUCUGGAUACUCUUAAUUGCAAUUAGCUGGGUACCUAUAAUAAUCAAAUCCAGCUCUAUGUGCCUAAUCUAUUUUCAGUGUGAAGAAUAUUAACUCUGAAGUACAUUUUUGGCAAACUAUUUAGAAAAACUUUAUUGUAAAUACAUUCAAUUCUAAUACUAAUUAAAAAAAUGUAUAUUUCGUUCCUCAGAAUGCAGUGACUGCAUAGGCAUAGUCUAAAUUCACUACAAGAAACGCAUACUUUAAUCUACUUAUUGAGUUUCCAGAGAUUCAAAGAAUUUGUGAAAUUAAGCAAUAUGGGUUAGCUUAUAUUUAUGACAUUAUUUCAAAGAAAAUAAUAAACUAAAUAAGAUUAUGGUAUCAAAUUAAUGAGCUGCCUACAUAAAUUCUAUUUAACUAUUAGAUUUUACCAGAUGGUACAUACUUAUUUACUGGUUUUGAAAUGUAUAUCUUUACAAUCAAGAUAAUUAACUUAAAGACAUUUGAAAUAAUAUACUCACAGACCUUCCCAGAAAUAAAUAUACAGCUCAGCAAUAUCAACUAUGUUUAAAAUCCACUCUACUAUCCAAAUUCUGAUUCUAUAAUUGUAGUACUUUAAUACUAUAAAUAGCUUGCCGACACUUAGAAAAACUAUAAUUUCCUAUCUUUUACUAGGAAUACCGGAUAAAACAGCAGCUCUAACAGGUAUUAAUUUGUUAAAAGCUUCUAAAUUUAUGGCUUCAACUACAUCUAAUCUGUUUCUGUAGAAUACUUAAUCUUAUUUAACCUCACUGCUACUCAAAAAUACACAGCCAAUUUUUACAAUUUGCAAGGGACUAAAGUUUAAACUUCACCAAAUUAUUUACUUAUAGAUCCAAACCGAUAAGCGUAAAUAAAUGAGCAAACAAAGUAAGCACUAAUAUUUAGCUACUUUGGUAUUUAUGUAUAUAAUUUAACAACUCUUAAUUAUGUUAUUUAAUCUUUCAGUUGUGCAGGAAGCUUUUUUUUCGCACCUACAUUUAAAUAUUAUUAUACGUAAUCAGUCUGCCAAACUUAUCAAGAUGGAGUUUUUACUUACCCAAAUAACACUUUAAUAAGCUAAGGAGUUUCACCUAAAAAUAAGUUUGUAUAUAUUUACAAAUCUUUUUACAAUGGCAACUAUUUAAUGGUAAAGACUUCAUCAUCUAGUCUGAUCUAUUAUGAUAACAUUAGAUAGCAAAUGUUUGCUUAAACCACAUAAUAUGGAUCAAAUAAUGGUGGAAUGAUAGAAUAAAACGAAGUUUUAUUCUUUAACAGUUAAGCUGUUACCCACUAUGACUAAAAUAUGCUCAAUUUGAUAUAUUUAGAAGAUAGUGUUAUCAACUUACCAAAUAUUCUUCAAACGCUAUUUUUAAGAUACAACUAUGUGUAAUCUUCAAUAAAUAAUUUGAUUUAAGUUAAAAAGGUUCAAUAAAUAAAAUUGUAAGUCACAAAAUCUUCAUCUAAUCAACCUUUUUUUAUAAGCUUUAUCAGUGAACUUAACUAUGUUGUUGAGAUACUUCCUUAAUCAAUAAAUAUUUAUAAUGCCUUGAAUAAUUAACUUAUUUAUGCCAUAAUUCCUUAAUAUACAAUUGAAACAUAUUUCACUAUUUUUCCAUAUGAUAAUUUUUGGACAUAAGAAAUAUUUACCAGAAGUAUUCUUUAUUACUAACCAAGUAAUUUAAUAGUUAUUGUCUAUUUCAGAAACUUAUUUUGUAUUGAUGCCUCAACGUUUCAAAUACUAUACUAAUACAAGUAUAUUCUAGCGAAUGCUUCGUUUAAAAGUAUUAUUGUUGAUUGGGAUAGAGGAUAUCUUAUUUCUACUAAUUUGGAUUAAGACUGCAUAUUAGAUAUGAAAACAGUAUAACGAACUUGCUUCAAAGAUAAUCCCCUUUAUUAAGGACUACCAGAUAAAGCAUUUACCGAUUAUGUGCAAUUUCUAUUUAUUAAUAAAUAAACAAAUUAAUUGAUUAUAUGUCAGAUAAUUUCUAUAAGAGUAUUUGCUCUUGACAGCUUACGUUAUGUGAAGUCAAUUUAUGAUACACUUUUAGCUGGAGCCUAAUAUUUUAUGAAUCCAAACUAUAAUUAUUUGAUUUACAGUAAUGGUUAUAAUUACGUGUUUACUAUGCUUGAUUUAAAUACUAUGCAAAAGACUGUAUUAUCAUUGCCACCUCCAAGUACAGACACCUAAAGCAUAAAUUAUAGAUUUUUUUUCUUAGAUGAUAAGCAGAGUUACAUAUACUUAAAUUCUAACUAUCUUUUCAUUUAUGUAUAUGACUAAAGGACUCAUUAACUUAUAAAUAAAAUACCAUUAAGUGUCAACUUUUUCCCUUAUUCAGAUGUAAUAGUUGACCAAUCUAAUAAGUUCAUAUUUUUAUUUGACACUAACAACUGUGUUAACAAGUAUUCUUACUCUGAAAAUAAGCUUUUGUAACAAUUCUAACUAAAUUAAACAGAUGCUUAAGCUUAUUAUAAGUAUAUGAUUUGGGACAGUUACAAGCAGAGACUAAUUUUGUCUUCUAAUACAACUGUUUAUCUAAUUAGUACAAGAAAAAAUUUAAUUGAGCUUAAUCAAGUUGAUACUUUUGUGACUGAACUGAGACUUUUUAAAAGUAGAAAUAUUAUAUAAUACUCUACUUAUUUACAGAAUGUCCUCCUUGAUUAUGAUUAUCUCCUCAAUGAUAACCAAGACUUUUUCCCAAGUUAAAUAAAUCCCAGAUUUUUCUAAGUGAACAACUUUACAUUUUUCUAAUUAAAUGAUGUAAACUCCUAAGCUAAUCUGUUCAUCAACCAGACAAUAACUUCGACAUGGAUCAGGAAUAAUUUGAACUCUGGGUACAUCCGUAUCGUAGAGAAUGACCUUUCAUAAUUAUUGGUUUAUGCAAUUUUUGAUAAUGAAAUAGUCAUUUUAGACUUGAGCACUGCAAUUCUAAUUUAGAUCGAUCAGGUUUUCUUGUCUCAGAAUAUUAUAAAUAUACUUUUCUAAAAUAAUGACCUAAUAAUUUUACUUUCUUAAUCACAAUAACUGUUAUAGCUUCAAAAAAGACAAAGAUCAAUUUAAGUAAAUGAAGUGAUUAUUCUAAAACAAGGUCUUGCUUAAUAUUUUUUUGCAAAUAAUUUAACACAGCUUUUAUUUACAGAUUUUUCUGGAAAUUAAUAAAACAUAAAUAUUGUGAACUUCAUCUUUGAUUCAAAUAACAAUAUUAAAUUUGUGUCUCAGACUUAAAUUAUGAUGCCUUCUAGAAUACUAAGUAUUUAACAAUUAAAUAGUUCACAAGUAGUUAUUUUAAUGAGCAACUUGAUUAAAGUUUACGAUUACAUAUAAGUAUCAGAACUCGCAACAGUUGGUUUAGAGUUUAAUGUCUCCUUUGGUAACAUUUAAAUUGACUAUAUUUACUAGAGAAUAUUCUUGCAAAACUAGCUUGUGGGAAGCUAAAUCUAUGAUUUUAAUUUAAAAAAAUAAGCAAAUUCAUUUAUAAACUCUUUCUCAACUAAUUUGUAUUUUGAUACUAAUUUUAUUUAUUCAGUGGUUUUUCACUCUGCUAACAUUUAUUUCAGAUAAGAUCUAAAGCUCCUAUAUAAUUUUAGACAUUUCGAUACAACCUUAAAAUUAAAGAAUAUUAGUUAUUUGGGUGUUGGGUACUUCUUUUUAGUUGAGUUUAUCUCCAAAUUUUCUAUUUAUGAGUUCUCUCCUUUUGUUCCUCUUCCAACAGAAAAAGCCUUUGUGUAAAUUAAUUAGUAUACAAUUAUAAAUUUCCAGUUCUUGAAACUUUUAAGCUCUGAAGUAAAUAGCAACAAAUACUAGUUAAAUGUAAUAGGAUUGACUUCAGAAGGAAUGUUUACAUAUAAAAUUGAUUUAGAUAUAUACAGCUAGUAACAAACCUAAACUUGUUCUUUGAAUUAUUAAUUAUAGAAUUAUAAUUAUCAAGAUGAUACAUCUUUCAACUCAAUGAGCUCUUAUUUAAAUAGCUAAUAAAGAAAGCUAAAUGGAAUUACAAUAAAUAUUUCUAAAAACUAAAACAUACACAUCCCAUAGCUUUAACAAAAUAUUUUGAAUCCUAUUUUCUAACUGAUUAUAGCACCAAAAGAAGUAAACACGGUUGUUUAUGUACAAGAUUCAUUUAGGUAACAAUAAGGGAUAUCUUUUAUCUCAAUAAAAAAUUUAGAAAUUCAAGUUUCGCCUCAAAAUUAUAAUAAUUACAUUUAAAAUAACACAAUCCCAACAAAUCUCGUAAUAAAUAGCAAAAUUUUCCCUGAUAUAAAAUAGAUUUUGCUUGAAAACAUCAUAAUAAAUGAAGCUAAUUUGCAGAUUAAUAACAUUUAAAGUGUAGUAAUUUAAAAAAUUGAUUUAUAGCAUUUUUCAAAUUAAACCAUGCCUACCCUAACUUAGCUUAAUAUAACAAACGUGAAUUUAGUUAUAAUCACAGAAAUAAAUUUAAUUUCAUGUAAAUUUAAUUUAGGAAAUCCUUUAAUAAUUCUUCAAAAUAUUCAAAAUCUACAAAUCAAUAAUAUAACUGUAUCUAACUGUGCUUGUAAUGGACUAGAUUAGCUUCUCUUUAUACAUUAAGUAUAAAACUUGACUUUGUUGAAUAUUUUCAUAUCCUAAACUAACUUUACUUAACAAUCUUCUUUUACUAUCUCCUCUUCCUAAUUUAUUUAUAUAGGCUUAUUAAAAAUGCAAUAAAUUCAAUAUAAUAAUGAUAACUUACCUAAAUAUAGAUCUUUAUAAACUGAGUAGAGUAGUGUCAAAAUUUUAAAAAUAUUUUAUUUUUCAAAUAAUAUUAACGUAAGUUUCAGUAACAUAACAGUGACUUAAUUUAAUAUCAACUCUUUGAACGAGUUUGCUAUUUUUAAUUUCGAGCUUAUCUAAGGAGUUCUUAGUAUAAACUAAACAAAUAUUUAAGAUACCUAAAUAAUUAACAAACAAAUUGGAACUGUCUUUUCAUAUUCUGGAGUUUACAGCAGCUAACUUUCAUAGGUAUUUUUAUAAGGAAUAAACAAUAUGAGAUAUUUAGUCCUUUAGUCAUAUCAAAUUUCAGAUGCACAAUUAUUUUAAUGCAAAAAUAUAAAAAUUACAAAUUUAACAGUAACUAGCAGCUAAAUUGCAUUUUAAUCUUUUAUUUAAAUUGUAUCUGCUAAUAUCCUUUUAGACAAUAUUCAAGCAACAAAAAUAUAUUUUUAAACAACAGAUUAAUUUUCAUAAAAUGUUCCAUUCAUUACACUACUUGCUGCUAAUUCACUGACACUUUAGAAUUCAUAUUUUAGUACUAUGGCUAACCUAACAAGUAGCUCUGUAUUAAUAUAAAAUUCAUUAAAUGUAAAUAUUAAAAAUACAAAUUUUCUGUAACUAAGUACAAAUGGAACUUCACCAGCUUUAGCAAUUUUCGAUUCAACAAAUAUUAAUAUAUAAGCUAAUACUGUAUCUCAGUGUUAAUCUUAAAUGGAUUCUGGAGCAAUUUAAAUUAAUAACUGUUAAAAAGUAGUAUUUAAGAAUAAUACUUUAUAGAGCAGCUAAACUAAAAAUGGAAACGGAGGAGCUCUUUAUGUGUUAAAUAGUUAAAUUGAUAGUUUAGACGAUAAUUAAUUUAUCUAGAAUUCUGCAUUAUUAGGAUCAGGAGGAGCAAUCUAUUGUCAGAACACAAACCUUAAUACAUUGAAUUCAAACACAUUUGUUAAGAAUUAGGCAAUUUAAGGGUCAGGCGGCGCAGUUUAGCUAAAUAAUUGUGAUGUUUUACAAAUUUAAGGCAAUUCAUUUACCUAAAAUUAAGCAUUUAUUGGAGGAGCAAUAAGAUACAUUAAUCUAUAGCCAUUAGCCAUAAUGCAGGGUGGAGUUAAUUUUUUGAAAAAAGCUAAUUCGUUUUACAAAAAUAAUGCAGUUUCAUAUGGAAUGAAUGUUGGCUCGUAUCCUAAAAUUUUAGAUUAGAAAAAUUAUUAUGAUAAAAACUAAAUAAAUUCAUAACGUGUUGUGUUGAAUGUAUAAAGCGGAUACAAGUCAUCAACUCCCAUUUUGAUGAGGUUUAUAGAUGAAGAAAUGAGAGAGAUGUCCUUCAUUAACUUGUCUCUUUAACCAUUAAUAAGCUAAGAUAUUUUAUAAGAAAUGUCACUUUAUAUUCUUUAAGCUGAAAGCGAUAGCAUUGGCUUAUUGGGUGAUUUAAAGCAGGCGUAUUCUUAUAAAAGUUUUGCAUUUAUAUUUGACUUGUCAUAUUCAUAUUAACCUUCAUAAAGUGCAAUACUAAAUAUAAAAUCAGCAUAGCUUCUUCCAUAAUUUUAACCAAAUAGUUAAAAGGUAAUACAAUAAUAAUUUAACGUUCCAAUUACAAUUUAAUUCAGAAAAUGCUAAGUUGGAGAAAUCAUUUAAAAAUCUGGAAAUUACACUUUGUGCUAAACUUGUGAAUAAGGUACUUACAGCAUAGUUGAUCCAUAUUCUGAAACUUAAAUAAAUUGUAAGAGAUGCCCUAUUGGUUCAAAAUCUUGCUAUAGUUCUUAAAUACAAGUUUAAAAUGGAUACUGGAGAAUAGAUAAUAUGUCUGAUACAAUUAUUUAAUGCCAAUAAUCUGAAUUCUGCAAACCAGAAGAUUCUUCAUAAAAAAAUGGGUGCAUUUAAGGUCAUAUUGGCCCAAUUUGUUAAGAAUGUGAUGUUAGGGGUUAAGUAUGGGGUUCUUAGUAUUCAAAGACUAGUUAAGAUUGUAGUAAUUGCAACUAAUUUUUAUCCCCAGUAAAUAUUAUUCUAAUGCUACUCAUUUUAGGUUUUAUUUUUAUACAAAUAUUUAUGAAAAUUCAAAAUGAAAUAGUUCUAAUUAGAAAAUAUAUUAUGGCUAAAUAUUUAUCAAAAUUAAGAUUUAUUUCUCCUAACAUUUAAAGAAUUUAAACAUCUUAAGCUUCUCUGGUUAAAAUAUUACUCAACUACUUUUAAUUUUUAAUGAUAGUUAACAGCUUAAAUAUAACUCUACCUGCUUUUUUUACUUUUUUUAAUCUAACAGGUGGAGAUACUUCUUAACUUACAAUCUAUUCUAUGGAUUGCUUACUAUUUUCGAAAGAUAUAAAUCUACCUAACUAUAUUGUUCGCUUAUUGUGGAUUAACUUUUAACCUUUAGCCUUGUUUAUUUUAAUAGAAUUAUUAAAUUAACUUACUUCGUAAAAAAAUAUUGCUCAUUAACAGAGAUAAACUCUAUACACAAAUCUGAUUGUUAUAUAUAUAUUUUUCUAACCGUCUGUUGUUAAGGUCAUAAGUUAAUCACUUUCUUGUCAGCAAAUUGGAGAACAAAAUUAUAUCUCUUUAGAUUUGAAUUAUGCUUGCUUAGAUAGUUAGCAUAUCUCAUAUAUACUGUAGUUUAUAUUACCUCUGGGAGUUAUUUGGAUAAUUUUGAUUCCUCUCAUGUUGUUUUAUAGGAUACGAAUUUACAAGCCAAAAAUGCAUACAAUCAAAAUACUAUUCAGAUAUGGAUAUCUUUAUUAAGAAUACGAGUUUGAUAAAUAUUAUUGGGACUUAGCGAGAAUAUUAAUUCGUUCAAUAGCAAUUAUUGUAAUUAAUGUUUUUAACUUUUAGGUACUUUUUAAAGGUAUGGUUUUGUUUGGUGUCAUGUUUUUCUAUCUUAUUCUCUAGAAAAAAUUAAAGCCAUUCAUUUUGUAAAAAUUUAAUGAUCUUGAGCAAUAAUCAUCUUUUUUGGUUAUAAUAACAAUUUAUUUGCUAUUUAUUGGAACUCUAUCAAAUAAUGAUAUUAUAUCUUAUAUAGUCACCAUACUAAUAGGAAUUUUGAAUAUCGCUUUUAUAUUAAAGAUGCUUUAGCUCAUUCUGAUAAAGCCUAUUCCAGUUGAAGAAAAAGAUAGAAAUAAAUUAUAAAACAUUCUUGUGCAUCUAAAAUAAAGAUUGCCUAUAUUGUUCGUAUGGGUUAAAAUGGGUAAUCAAAAUUCUAGUCGCCCUUUUAAGAAUUGGAAAAAGGUUUCACUGAUAUAUUAAAACUUAAAAAAACAAUUUAAUUCAGAAGAUAAUAAUUUGUAAAUGAAAAGAUAAAUGAGCUUUUCAAGUAAUGCUAUUUCAUUAGCUGUAUCUAAAAUGUUUAAAAACCAAGAUUUAAUAUAAAAGACAUAAAGGACAUUAAGAACAUAAAGUGUGUAUAGAGAAAAGAAAGAAUUCAAAUUAAUUCUUUAAGCCAAAUGA